AAACACCGCCACCAUGAAGCUCUACUACAUUGGUAUCUACAAAAACACCGAGCAGCCUGCGGUGCAGCUCUGCGGUGCCCACGAGCUUAGCGACUUCUCCAGGUUCACACGAGACCAAUACAAGAACUUCAUGACCAUGAUCAGCAGGACUGUCGCAGAGAGGACGAAGCCUGGCCAGAGGCAAAGUGUUGAGGAGCAAGAUUAUAUUAUCCACGCCUAUGCCCGCUCCGAGGGUGUUUGCGGUGUCGUCAUCACCAAGGACUACCCUCCUAUCGCCGCCCACAGUGUCCUUUCCAAGCUCAUGGACCAGUUUCUCUCGGAGAAGCCGGUUGCCACGAUAAACGCCGCCAAGAACGACGGCGACAUCCCUUUCCCGGCCAUCGAGCAGUACCUCCGCGACUACCAAGAUGCCAACAACGCGAGCAGCAUUGCAAAGAUCCAGCAGGAGCUCGACGAGACCAAGAUCGUCCUACACAAGGCUAUUGAUAGCGUUUUGCAACGAGGCGAGAAGCUCGACGACCUGGUUGCCAAGAGUUCCGACCUGAGUGCGCAGAGCAAGAUGUUCUACCAGAGUGCGAAGAAGCAGAACUCGUGCUGCCUGGUUAUGUAAAGAUCGUUCAUCAAUACCAACCAACCGCCCGCGACUGUCUUCGCUUUUAGUCAGCCGCACUGAUAUAUGCCAUCGACCGCAACGUUCCCUUCUAUCAAAAUACACAGAGCGACUGGCCCCUCGUCGUCUCCGAGACACUGGCGGGGGUCUCUUCUAAUUCAGCUCUUGGUUUCCGCGCAGGUUGCAGUUUGGCUACUGACGACAGAGGGCCUUACAGUAGCCUGUUUGGAUAUGUGAAAGCUACUUACCUUGACGACUUCGUGGGCUUUGAGAAUGCUAAACUUCUGAUUCAACCUGCAAUAUACCCUUUCUUCU
Neurospora tetrasperma FGSC 2508 is the source of this 925-nucleotide messenger RNA. RefSeq lists its product as uncharacterized. Bases 14 to 610 code for a protein of 198 amino acids. NCBI's taxonomy places the organism in Eukaryota, Fungi, Ascomycota, Sordariomycetes, Sordariales, Sordariaceae. Gene Ontology annotation, biological process: endoplasmic reticulum to Golgi vesicle-mediated transport. Gene Ontology annotation, cellular component: Golgi apparatus. The record is from RefSeq and is a predicted model, not a curated record. The transcript has 4 exons. Gene Ontology annotation, molecular function: SNAP receptor activity.